Molecule: messenger RNA, 1627 nt
Organism: Alternaria rosae
Lineage: Eukaryota; Fungi; Ascomycota; Dothideomycetes; Pleosporales; Pleosporaceae
Exons: 4
Coding region: 1-1371 (456 amino acids)
Source: RefSeq, a predicted model, not a curated record
AUGGGGCUAUCCUCAAGCACGAUCGGCCCACCGGUUGAUCCCUUACACGUGUUCACAGGACAAGGCCAGGUGCUGGGCCUGUUGUUAGACGAAUUGUAUAUCUACUCAGAAAACCCAUUGAACGGGCUGCGCAGACUUUUUGAAGCAAGAUCAACAUGUGAUUAUGAAGGCGGGCCUCCAUGUAAUGUAAUCUGCUCACAAACAGGUCUCUUUCUCACUCAAGCAGAUUGGACGGUUGAUACCUUCGUUCGCUACCUGGUUCAACGCAAUCCCGACGUGGCCGCCGCAAUCAGGAGGGCUGGACCACUGCUCUACCAGAUCUUGGUACAUUACGGAUCAUUGCCAUUCCCUGUCGACGAAGAUAAACGCAUGACAUGCGGUUCCUUCCUUCGCGGCAUCUACAUGCUGUCUAAAAACAACCAUCGCGUUCUCUCGCACCAAGUUUCCAGGUGGCAGGGCGACGAGCCAGUCACUAGAGCAAGAGAGCCAGCAGACGAUACGCGAAUCUUGUUUCAGAGCAUUGCUACUGGUAACCCGCGCACAUUCCAGAAUCCAGGUCAUCGCUCAGAAGAUGACGACGAGGAUCUCAUCGAUGUACUCUUCAGGCUCGGUGAGACCAUUCGCGAGCGGCGAUCCCCCAAACACGGCUUCAAGCGUAAGGACGUCAUAUCAGCUGCGCCUUUGCUUCCCAGUUCGUAUUCGAGAAGCUUGGAAGGGUCUGUAUCUGUACGCGACUUGGAGGUCUUGUUGGACUUGAUUGUUUCAUUGAUCAGCAGACUGUUCGGCGUUGCAGAGCAACCGGUAAACCAGGCCGUCGUUCAAUGCAUCAUCGAGGGCUUUCGACAGAAUUCUAGAGAUAUGACCUCCGUCGAGUGGCCGACGUUUCGAGACACCAUACUGUCCUCGGUUACGCUCAUCAAAUCCUACCCCAACUUACUUUCGGUACUAGAGGCAUUUAUCGAGCAGAGCUUCGGAAUCACCCCGGACUUUUGGCACGGGCUACUGUACCCUCUGGCCAUAGCAGGCGUCUACAAAAUGGUUGUUACGUCCAAAAUCAUCGCUGUAGAGCAGCUUGCGCAAUUGUUCCUGAUCAUGUGUAGUGGAUAUGGUCUGGCGCCGGACAAUCAGGCCAUUAUUGUGCCAUUACAACCUGGCAGCACUAAUUUCCAGGCCGAUAUGCGACAUAUCACCAACAUCACGACGCUUUUACAAACGCCGGACCAUCUACUCAUCGUGCAAGCCAGGGAAGAUAUAUCGGAAGCUGCGUAUCAAUCGACGACUUUUUGCGUUUACACAGGCGCGCUUGGAGAACUUCAAAUCCACGACUUGGAUCGUCCUCGGGUUCGGUUCCGUAGACCUGGGGAGAAAUAGUCGAUUUUUCGACUUUCUCCUGUACACCGUGUCUUUCAGAAGGGGAUAAAUGACCCAAAAGAUACUUUAGAGGUAUUGACAGAGCAGAAUGGCGUGAGGAUCACCACUAGAGCCCUAAGUCUUACUUUCAACGAUUCGCUGCGCCAUUUAGAGAUCAAUGGAGGCUCGAUGGCUUUCGAAGGCAAGGUCACCGCACUCGAGAUCUGGAAUGUGGGAUAUGAAGGAUGAGAUGCCCCGACCAUGUAUGUUAGCGAAU